AGGAGGACAGGAGGUGUUGCAGGUGCAAGAGCGGAGAUUCCCUGGCACUCAAGCGCAGCCCAGGGUGAGGGGGGCUAACCCCUCCAGCCCCUGGAUCAGAGACCCACCUGCGGCCCACACUGGAGCAGGUGGGCAUGGCCCAGAGGAACCUGCAGCCCCGGAGAGACGAGCCCACCCUGCAGCAGGAGUGCUGGCAGCACUUGUGACCACGCAGGAGGUCGGCGCUGGAGCAGCCUGUUCCCGAAGGACUGCGCCCCAGGGAAGGAGCCAGGCCGUGGCACUUUGUGCAGGACUGUCUCCCGUGGGAGGGACCCCAGCUAGGGCACGGCAGGAGUGCGGGGAGAGGCGCGAUGGACCGACCGCAACCACUGCUUGCACCCCGGGCAGUGCCUGGGAAGACAAGGGGAGGCGAAUGUUUCCUGCUUCAUUGCUGACUUCCCAGCUGCGCUACUGACGGGACCCAUGAAGGAGACCCUGCCGGCGCCGAGCCAGCAGGGGCAGGGCGCUGCGGCCUGCGCGGCCGCCCCGCGCCGUCACGGGCGGCGGGCGGGACCUCCGGGAGGCGGGCACAGCCUGAGGGAGGGCGGCCCAAGGUCGGCGCUGCCCUGCCCUGCCCUGCGCGGCUCUCCGCGGCUGCCCGCACAUGGAGUACGACUGGCUCGGCUUCGGCUACGCCGCGCUGGUGGCCACGGGCGGUGUCGUGGGCUACGCCAAGGCAGCGUCCCUUCUCUAGCUGCCGGUCUUCUGUUUGGCGGCUUAGCGGGACUGGGCGCUUACCAGCAGUCCAAAGAUCCGAAGAAUGUGUGGCUUUCCCUCGUGGCAUCUGGCACCUUGUCUGCUGUUAUGGGAAUGAGAUUUUACAACUCCAAAAAGGCAAUGCCUGGGAUAAUUGCCGGUGCCAGUUUACUGAUGGUUGGACGGCUUGGAUUGCAGAUGAUGGAAAAAACCUAUUAAGCCAUAAAUCUGCAUCAGGUGACUUGAAGACACAUGACUGAGAAGCCCAAAAAUGCAACUGCCUAAAUGUGCUGCACAUAAGUGGAAAAGGCACUGCUCACUGUGCGCUCUAUUUUUCAUAUCCUAAUGCGCAUGGGUUGUGUUUUUAAAGGACCGAUCCAGAGAGCCCUUGUCAUGGUAUUUGUCUUAACAUUUUCUGCACUGAAAGUGAGCAAGAAAAUAUGAGUAGAGCAUUAAUUUAGCUUCUGGUCCUGUAGCUAAGUGUUGACAAAGACCUCCUGGCCCUUGCACUCAGACAUUUGGAGGAUUGAAGCUUAAAUGCACAUCUGACUUGUCCUUCUAAAAUCAUGUAUACCUCUAAAACCAGGGCAGAGGAGCUGCCGAUUUGUCACUAGCAAUUAAUACAAUAAACAUGCUUAUGAUGUUCCACCUCCCUUUCCAUGCCAGUUUAUCCAUUCACAGCAUUUGUCAGUCAGGGGGUUUGUUCUCCCAGCACUGCGUGUUACUACUUGGUCCCAGAAAACACAAUCACAGAGCCGGCUGUCAAGGCUUUGCUGUAAUGCAAUAAAUGUUUACCCAUGCCUUGCAAUCACUUGUAAGCUCAGCUAUAUGUCAUUCAUUUCACUUCUACAGAUUACUACUCAUAAAUCAAAAAUGUGCUUUAUUUGGUAAUGCUGAAUUAUACGCACAGCUUUAUUAAAAUGUUAUUUAAAAUAAACUA
Messenger RNA from Ficedula albicollis (Collared flycatcher), 1675 nucleotides. RefSeq names its product transmembrane protein 14C. Lineage: Eukaryota; Metazoa; Chordata; Aves; Passeriformes; Muscicapidae. The transcript is spliced from 5 exons. The coding region runs from base 463 to 954 and encodes 163 amino acids. Gene Ontology annotation, biological process: regulation of heme biosynthetic process. Gene Ontology annotation, cellular component: mitochondrial membrane. The record is from RefSeq and is a predicted model, not a curated record.